Messenger RNA from Trichophyton rubrum CBS 118892, 1530 nucleotides. RefSeq lists its product as uncharacterized. The transcript has 2 exons. The record is from RefSeq and is a predicted model, not a curated record. Gene Ontology annotation, molecular function: translation initiation factor activity. NCBI's taxonomy places the organism in Eukaryota, Fungi, Ascomycota, Eurotiomycetes, Onygenales, Arthrodermataceae. The coding region runs from base 1 to 1530 and encodes 509 amino acids. Gene Ontology annotation, biological process: translational initiation; formation of translation preinitiation complex.
AUGGAGAAGCUCUACAACGGCGCAGAUCUUAUGACCCCAGGUCUUACAAACGGUCCCCCAUUCCCAGCAGGAGCCGUGAAAGGAUCCGUGGUUGCUGUCUCGAGUUUGGAUAAGCCUAGCGUUCCCACAUUCGUAGGUGUAUGUGAGAUUGAUGUUGCUGGCCUAACACAGGUACAAGGCGCAAAGGGACAUGCUGUCAGGGGGAUACAGUGGGAGGGUGAUGAGAUAUGGGGCUGGGGUUCGACAGGAAAGUCUGGUCAGCCAUCGCCAGAUCACCUGGAUGGUUGGAUUCGCGAAACCGAAGUGGCGGAAGAGAAACUCCAGGACCUAGAUCUAGGCGAUGAUGAAGAUUUAGAUGGAGUCGCGGAUGGAGGUGUUCCUAUUAACCGACCUCUAGAGGAAGAACAAAGGGUAGGGGAGGAGGCGGAAGAAGAAGAAAAAGGUGGAGAAGAAGAACUUCCGCCUCCAACCACAAAAGAAAUCGAUGAUGUCUUCGAAAAAGCAUUCAUAUAUGCGCUCUACCAGCACAAGAAAGAUCACCCCGGAGACCAGAACCAUGGCCUGUCAUUCCCCAUCCAGCCAUCGUUCUUGAUAUCCAACCUGAUCACUCCGUUCUUACCAAUAUUUUCGCCAAACCAGGCACAAUAUUACCAGAUCAAGAAGACAUCCUGGAAGAACGUUAAGAAGUUUGUCAAGCAUCUCGAUAAGAUAAAGUUACUCAAGUCAAAGGACAGAGGAGGGGAAACAAUAGUCAUGGAUGUUGAUUUUGAUGACAUCCUUGUCGACCAGUUUGUCCCUUACCGGCUGCCCAAGAAGACAAGCUCAGGGGGCGCAAAGCCAAAGGCUGCCUCUGAAAAUACCUCAGGAAGCGUGUCAUCCGAUCAGGUCAACGUUAAGACACUCUACCGCCCAAGCAGCAAGCUGGUACCUGAUCUAUUUCCCCCCUUAUCCAACACCGAUGUGAACAACUACUACUCAGCCUCCGAUGUCUCCAAACGCCUGAACGAUUACAUUUCCUCCCAAGAUCCACCUAUUAUCUCUCCCUCUAACCCCCGGAUUCUCACGCUCAAUGCCUUCAUCAGCAACAAAAUUAUCCCUUCCAACGAUGUCGUGACUCUUUCACGCGGGACUAUCCCACGAGAUACUCUGCUGAAAAGGCUACUCGAGGACCCUUCACUAUGUGCACCUUUCCAUGCAAUUCUUAAACCCAAUCAGACACUCUCGGAUGUGAAACCCAAGCCGGGUGCCCUCCCGAAGACAACUAUAACCAUUGAACGCCGCACGGGAUCCAAGUUGGGUACCAAAUUAGCUGGCCUAGAUAGAUUCGGCAUAUCACCCCAGCUACUAGCAGAUGAGCUAUCGAAGAAGUGUGCGAGUAGUACCAGUGUUAGCCAGGCAGUUGGUGGCGCCAAGGGGGAAAUGGAAGUCUUCCUUCAGGGUGACCACCGAGGGGUAGUAGAGAAACUCCUUGUUAGCAAGGGCCUCAAGUCCCAGUGGAUAAGCAUUGUGGACAAGUCCAAGAAAAAAUGA